Schizophyllum commune H4-8 is the source of this 1473-nucleotide messenger RNA. RefSeq names its product MFS general substrate transporter. The coding region runs from base 1 to 1473 and encodes 490 amino acids. The record is from RefSeq and is a predicted model, not a curated record. The transcript is spliced from 9 exons. NCBI's taxonomy places the organism in Eukaryota, Fungi, Basidiomycota, Agaricomycetes, Agaricales, Schizophyllaceae. Gene Ontology annotation, biological process: transmembrane transport. Gene Ontology annotation, molecular function: transmembrane transporter activity.
AUGACUCCUUCAAUCGAGGGUGCGGGCAAGGAAGGGCUUGUUGGCGUACAGGAGCAGGCAGUCGAUGGACCAGCGGUGGUGGAAGAGGGCAAGGAUACAAGACCGAUAGAGGAGCCUCCUUCGCGCUAUACGCCUAGGCAAACCAAAUUCAUUGUGUAUAUGGUCGCCGUGACUUGCUUGUUCAGGUAUGACCUUGCUCUCACCAAUGCGAACAUAUACUUCCCGGCCAUACCUACGCUGACCGGCGUCUUCCACAAAUCAACAUCGUCGCUCAACUUGACCGUAACAGUUUACUUGAUCCUGCAAGCUAUCGCGCCCAUGGUAUGGGGCCCCGUAUCUGACUACUAUGGACGUCGGCCGACCUAUCUCAUCUGCUUCGCCAUCUUGGUGUUCUCCAGCCUUGGGCUCGCCCUCGUGCCCACGAAUGCCUUUUGGCUGCUCUUGCUACUUCGAUGCUUCCAGUCGGCAGGUUGCUCGAACACGACAGCUCUCUGCGCAGGUGUUAUAGGCGAUAUCACAAGCAGGAGGAACCGUGGCGGCCAUUUUUUCUCCGCGAAUGUUGGUUCUCAGUUGGCGCCUGUACUAGGGCCAGUACUGGGCGGAGCCUUAGCAGGUGGCCUCGGGUGGAGGUCGAUCUUCUGGUUUCUGUGCAUUCUCUCUGGAAUCUGCCUUGUUCUCAUAUUCAGUUUCCUCCCAGAGACCUGCGCCGCUGUCGAGAUUGGUGACAGCAAAGUGAAGAAGGUCAUCUACUCACCGGUCUUCAAUAUUGUUGGGAAGGCCACGGACGAGAAAUCAGAGAAACCAGCCGCGGCGGAACGAAAGGGAAUUCGCAAUCCUCUGCCGCUCUUCCUGAACCCUGCUGUCGCGCUUGCCCUCGCCUACACUGCCAUGACUUACUCUGUCUGGUACUGCGUCACCGCAACCAUAUCCAGCGCCUUCGCCGUAAACUUGGUCCACGGGCGUGUGCUGGACGCGGAAUACCGGCGCAUGCAUCGAAAAUGGGCUACUCAGCAGGAGGCGGAUGCGGAGAAGGGUGUUCCGAGGAGCGGAAGGAGCUUUCCUGUCGAGCAUGCGCGCUUGCGACUUAUGCCGCUGCAUGUCGCCGUAUUUUCGUCGUGCGUCAUUGGAUGGGGAUGGGCGGUGCAGGCGGGUGCGCAUCUUGCGAUUCCGCUUGUUCUGCAGCUGCCAGUGGGCUACACGUCAAAUGCGAUCCUGAAUACGACUACGACACUCAUGAUUGACAUUGAGCACGCGCGGAGCUCGAGUGUCACAGCUUGCACGAACCUCGCACGUUGCAGCCUUGCCGCCGUGAUGACUGCAGUCAUCGACUACAUCAUCCGAGCACUCGGCUACGGUUGGACGUACGUUCUCAUGGGAGGUGUGGCGGCGCUCACGAUUCCUCUUUUCUAUCUGGAGAUGAUCAUGGGUCCGCGAUGGCGCGAGAGUCGAGAGGCAAGAGCAGCAAAUGCCUGA